AUGGAUUCUCGCGGUAAAGAAAUAAAAAAAUCUAAGAAGAAAAAAUACACUUUACCUGGAUCAAGUCAGCUUCCUCCACCUACACCAAAUAUGAGUCCGCCUCCUAUGCCUCCUCGUCCUUCCAUGCCAGCUUCACAGUCAUCUUACUUUUUCAAAGUCCCUCCCCCGUCUAGCUCGCUUCAGUAUUACUCCAUGCCUUCUCAUGGUGGCUCAGCUUCGACCACCAUUAAUUUUAUACCCACGCCUCAUUUUCCAGCUUCUUCCCUGCGUGAUCCUGCUAGUCAGUUUGGUGGCUCACCACCGAUUGCAUCCCCGAGCCAUCAUAGUAGUCAGCAUGGUGGUUCAUCUUUUGUGCCUCAUAUAUCGCCCACUCAAUUAUCAUCUCCAUCAUCAUCCACUCUAAGUAUAUCUAACUUGGAUAUUGGAGGCUCUCACGCAGCUGCAUCCCUAUCUACCCGUACUUCUAUAAUUGCUGGUAUCGUGAGACAAUGUAUUGGAGGGACUGCCACGCAUAUGGUGAUGGAAUCUAUGAAGCCAUGUUUUCAUGAGCCGUGGAAUUCCUCGAGAAAGAUACCGUACCAUAUCAGAAUGAAUAUCUGGCAACAAUUUAAGGUUAGGUGUGUAUGGCAGCCUACACUUGAAAACCUGGUGAAUGAAAACUUCGAGAAGAGAGCACAGAAGUGGUUAACAGAUUCACAUCAUAUUGCUAGGAGAGGUGGCACCAGGCCUAAUUGGAUAUGUGAAGAUAUCUGGAGUCAGCUCUUGGCAAAGUGGAACACCCCUGAGUGGAAGAAGAAGAGUGAACAGGCAAAGUUAAACAGCGUUUCUACUAAGGGUGGAGCGUUGCAUACUGGAGGUUCUAUUGGUUUUGCAGCCCAUCGUUUCAGAAUG
This is a messenger RNA of Nicotiana tabacum (common tobacco), 891 nucleotides long. The record is from RefSeq and is a predicted model, not a curated record. Lineage: Eukaryota; Viridiplantae; Streptophyta; Magnoliopsida; Solanales; Solanaceae.